Messenger RNA from Stegostoma tigrinum, 5521 nucleotides. It is a transcript of the gene ero1b, whose product is annotated as endoplasmic reticulum oxidoreductase 1 beta. The coding region runs from base 440 to 1882 and encodes 480 amino acids. The record is from RefSeq and is a predicted model, not a curated record. Gene Ontology annotation, cellular component: endoplasmic reticulum membrane; endoplasmic reticulum. Gene Ontology annotation, biological process: protein folding in endoplasmic reticulum. The transcript is spliced from 16 exons. Gene Ontology annotation, molecular function: FAD binding; thiol oxidase activity; protein-disulfide reductase activity. Lineage: Eukaryota; Metazoa; Chordata; Chondrichthyes; Orectolobiformes; Stegostomatidae.
GCUACCAGUCCCUGUCAUCCCUUGGCCAUGAUUUUUAACAUUGCAGUCAAGGAGCCAAUGAACAAAACAUCAUUCGCAAUGUAUGGUAACAUCUAAAAUGCGUUUGAUAAAGUUUCAGAAUUGUACAUUUAUUUUGAACCUCUGGGAACCGUAAGGAGGAAGAAGCCCAUAAAGCAUGACUCGCCCACCCCCUCAGCGGACAAACAAUGAAAGACAUGCCUGAAAUAUAAAGCGCCCCCAGAGCAUCGGGGUGGGGGGCAUGCUGGCCUUGAAUUGUUGAUACUCCGCUUGUGGGGAGAGUCGCUGGGUCUUACAGCUUCCCACAGUAUCCCCUCCAAUUUCCUGUUCCGGGCUGCUGGCCUCGUCUCAGCACUAACCGGGACGGUGCAAAGCUGGCUGCUGCGUGUGAUGAUCUGAAGCUCAGCAGGCCGAAGGGGCGAUGAGGAGUGGUGCUAUCCUGAUCAUCUUCCUGGGCAGUGUCGCAGGCGGAAGCGCCGGGUUUAACCAGCCCGGGCACCCCAUCGACGGUGGGCCCUUAAUGCCGGAUGCCGGCCCCGAGGCCGAAGACUGCUUCUGUCACCUGACGGGUGUCUUGGAUGACUGCUUCUGUGAUAUAGAAAGCAUUGAUGAUUUCAACAGCUACAAGAUCUUCCCUAAACUACAGCAAUUGCUAGAAAGGGAUUACUUCAGAUAUUAUAAAGUUAAUUUGAAGAGACCUUGUCCCUUCUGGUUAGAUGAUGGGCAUUGCUCGAUUAAGGACUGCCAUGUCAAGCCUUGUUCGGAGAGUGAGAUUCCAAUUGGGAUUAAAGCAGCUAAUUUCAACAAAUUUUCUGUGGAAACAAAUACAGAUGAAGAUUUGCAAGACUGUGAGGAAGCAAAUAAGCUUGGUGCUGUGAACAGCACAUUGAGUAACCAAACAAAAGAAGCUUUUAUUGACUGGGCAAGAUAUGAUGAUGCACAAGACCACUUUUGUGAACUUGAUGAUGAAUUAUCGCCUGACGCUGAAUAUGUGGAUCUCCUCCUGAAUCCGGAACGUUACACUGGAUACAGGGGACCAUCAGCUUGGAGGGUGUGGAACAGCAUCUAUGAAGAGAACUGCUUCAAGCCUCGAUCUGUAUAUCGUCCUCUGAAUCCACUGGCACCUAGUAGAGGAAAUGACGAUGGCGAGUCUUUCUACAAGUGGUUGGAAGGUCUAUGUCUUGAAAAGAGAGUAUUUUACAGGCUGAUUUCUGGGCUUCAUGCUAGUAUCAAUCUACACCUCAGUGCAAAGUAUCUCCUUGAUGAUGGGUGGGGAAGAAAUAAAUGGGGACCAAACUUAGAAGAAUUCCAAUCUCGGUUUCAUCCUACUGAGACAAAAGGAGAAGGUCCAAGAAGGUUGAAAAACCUCUAUUUUUUGUACUUAAUUCAACUAAGAGCUUUAUCUAAAGUAGCUCUAUAUUUUGAACGUUCAAUUGUCGACUUAUACACUGGAAAUGCAACAGAAGAUGCAAUUACCAAAAAGCAGCUGCUGGAAGUUCUCGAGGAAACCAAGUCAUUUCCUAUGCAUUUUGAUGAAAAGUCCAUGUUUGCAGGCAACAAGAAAGAAGCUAAAACACUCAAGGAGGAAUUCAGACUUCAUUUUAAAAAUAUCUCCCGUAUAAUGGAUUGUGUUGGAUGUGACAAGUGCAGAUUAUGGGGUAAACUUCAGACUCAGGGUUUGGGUACAGCUCUAAAGAUUUUAUUUUCUGAAAGGGAGAUCAAGAAUCUUCCUGAGCGGAGUCCUUCAUCAGGUUUUCAGCUCACCCGACAGGAGGUUGUUGCUCUUUUGAAUGCGUUUGGCAGGCUUUCAACAAGUAUUCAAGAAUUACAGAAUUUCAAAAUGCUGUUAAAGGACAAGAGGUAACAAAUGCUGUGGAGACGACCAAGAUGGGUGCUGGGUAGAGACUGUAAUUAUUGUCCUGAUCCCUGGCACUUGAUGAAAAUUCGAGUUCUUCAGGGAUUCAUUAGCUAUCUGUUACACACUUUUACAGUAUUGCAUUGGCUUGGACUAUAUUGAAUGAAAGAGAUGAAUUUGGUUUGGUAAUAGCGUGUACCCUUUUGCAUUUUAUUUGAUAGUGUUUCUUUGUGAUCAUGGUUUUAUUUCUAGUCAACUAACCACGUGUUGGUAAUAUUUGAAAUCAAAUAACUUCAAAGCCUUAUUCAUUAAGAAAAUUAUAAACUGAACAGUUCUAGGUUUGUCUGCACUAAUCUAUUAAAAUUCAAGCAGAAUUUUAUUUUUAACUCCAGUGGCGUGAGGGUCUUCCUGGAGCUUAACUGUGUCAGUAUUGCAAACUAAAUGUUUUUGGGCAGUACUUCAGUAUUUCAGAUCAAUGUCUAAAAAUUUUAAUGAACGUGUUAAAAUGAUCAGAUUCCCUUCAAAAAUAACCCCUGAUAUUCUAGCGUGCCUGACUGUCGAUUAUCAUUUUUACAUUAAGGACAAGAUUUUUGUAAUUUAAAAAAAAAUUAAAAAUAAAAGCAACUGUUCAAAAAAUGUAAUUUGAACUGCGGCAUAAUGUGCUACAUGGGCUUUUUAGAAAAGAUCGUGUAUAGAUAAAUCCUGUGGAGAAAUGGGAACAGUUUCUGAAUGUUGGUAAUCUGCGUAAUUAACACACGGUUCUGAGACCACUUCAGAGAACACUGAGUGUGUCACAGGGAUCUUUUGGAAUUCUUCAGAUGUGAAAUAGAAGAAAUAUUUCUAUUGCAAUUUGGUACUUCUAAAUUACAAACUUCUUCAAAUCAAAAAGCAAUAAUAUUUGAGUACAGAUAUUCUUCAUAUUUGCUUUCUAUGCAGGGUAGAUGUCAAUAUGUAAAUUUGAUUCCAAUGUAUGUAUGUUUGUUUGUUUUUUUUAAUUUUAUAUUUUAGUAUCCUGUGUUAAGUAGGUUACCCUCUGAAUUGACCAAAUAUAGCUGCCUCACUGGCUGGCGUACUUGAGGAGCAGUAAUCAUUUGGAAGCAAGGAUCAAAGCAAUGUGACUGGUGUGUUUUAAAAGCUACUUGUGGGUAAACACAAGUUAUUGUUGGAUCAUCUGCAGCAAGGAUUUAUCACAAAUAAUAGUGACCCUACUUUGUUGUGUUACCUGUACUUUUGUGCCUGUAUGUUUGUGUUUUAACCUCUUGAUGGUUACUGAAACUGUUCAGCCAUUGUACUGUUGGUGUGAAACUUUUGCCUGGUCCACUUGAACACAUGCUCAAAAAAUUACUAUAAAAGUUUGAAAAGGUUUAUACCAUUCAUAAGUUAUUACAUGUAUACCUUGCUCUUUUAAAAAUUUGUUGAUUGAAUCUAUUAAUUCUUUCUAUCGAUAAACUAAUACUACAAACUUUAUCAGUUGAACUGAGUAUUCUUCAAUAUGUCUAGAUUAUUGCUUCGUCGAGCCUGGCCAUUGUGGCACAGGGAGUCAAUAAGUCAUUUGACCUCAACUACUCCGGGCUAUUCAUUCUACCCGUUAGCCUAUAUUUCCAUGAAGCAUACAGCACAGGCUAUUUUUCCCCAUCUAAUUCUUGUCCAAAGUUGUGCAGCAAAAGAGCUUCCCUCUCUUUUUCUUCUGAUCUAAUCAUUGUAUUUUUACUUGCACAUGUAUCAUAAAGCAAUCACCCAUUGUGAUUAUAAUGCACAUCAUAUGCUAAACUAAGUCAGUCAUCCAGGCAACAGUAGGAAUAUGAUGGUCAUUAUUAAAUUCAGUAAUGAAUUCAGAAGAAAGGACAUGGAGCAGGAAGAUGAUUGGAAAGAGAGCUGCACAAUGAGUCAUCCAGGUGAAUAGCAUGAAUAUAUUUAAGGGGAUGCUAUUCAAGUAAUAAAAGGUUGCCUUAAUGAAGUGAAAUAUAAUUAAGUGGGAGGUAAUGUGGAUCAAGGCAUGUUUAAUUAAUGAGAGAUGAAGCCUGCUUCUCUUCCUUGUAUUCCUUCUUCCUGAGGUACAUGUCUACCUCUCCUUCAAUGCAUUUAUGCUGUUCACCUCAACCAUUCCAUUUGGAAAUAAUUUCCACAGUCUGGUUAAAGAGGUUGCUCAAAUUUCUUUAUCAGUGACCAUUUUAUUUAUCAUUUCUAAUUUUGACCUCCUUCAUAAAUGCAUACAUCUGCUGUAUCUAGGAAGUAUGGCCAAUCAGGCAACAUCUCCAUUAGAGAAUGGUACACUGAGAACAGCAAAAGUCUGCUCUUUAAAAAGAAGUAAUUGGAACGGCAAGAAAAAUUACAGAAAAAUCAAGUUUUAAAUGGAAUGCUAGUCUAUAGUGAUGAGCUUAGCCAUUUUUUAAACUUAAUUUUGUUCCAAAAAUUUUUUAUCUUCUUUAUUACAACCCUUGAUCUACUUAAAACAAGUUGUUAAAUAAACCUUUUCUUUUCCAAAUGGCACAGAUUGAUUCUAAAGAAUGGGAGAAUUCAUGUCGGUUCAGGCUACAAUUGGAAGUGUCCAUUUUCUCCACUUACGAUCAUCUAUCCUAGAUCAUUCAAUUAAUCAUUUAUGGCAAUCCUUAAAAUGAUCAGCUGUGGUUUGAAAUGUGAAAACAAAAUCUUCUGUUUGGAGAAGCAAGUUGCUGAAGUCAUCUAUAAACUUAAUAGUGGGCAGAUAAUAUAAAUAGGUGGCAAUGUACUGAGAAGCACCUGAACAAUUUAACAGUACGCGCACAAAAUUUUCAAUAUGAAAUUUAAACAAGCAAAUGCAACAUAUGUUAUUAUUAGUUUGCUUAAGUCAUCAAUUUGGCAAGCAAACCAGAUCCUGAAAUGUCUUUCUGUAGUCUUUUGCAUCAUUUAGAUUCAGUUGGAACUAGUAAUGAAGGGACAUUGGAGAAAUUACAAUGUGCAGUUUUUAAUUGAUUUUGAUGUUCCUUGGAGAACAGCAGGAAUCUGAGUAAGAAUAUAUUUGCUCUAAGUUGCAGCAGAUUCAACAAAAAAACACUGAUCACUAAUUUGUUUUGAAUACUUGCAAAUGCUGACUGGAAUAACCUGAGCACUGUGAACCAAGCUUUCGUUUCCUUUGUGCAACUCCUGCUUCACAAUUCUUGAAAGGAAAUGUAAGAAGCUAUCACCUUUAGCUGCAGAUGCUGCACCAAGUUGUUCUUUCUGACUUUCCUUUGCAUGAGCAGCACUAAUAUUUUGGUGCAUCUAUACCCUGCCUUAAGCAAUGUGACAAAACUGAUUGUAAUUUUUUUUUAAAUUCUUUGAUCACUAGUUGCCUGUGUUCCAAACCUUGAUGAGUUGAUUUAUUUUUCCUGGUUAUUAUGUACUGUAUGUCUGUUCAGCAUAAAAAUUGAAAUUGUUUGGAAAAUAUUUAAUCGCACUUCUUGUGUUUACUGCACUUGUAAGAUGUAUUUAUUUAAAAGAAAAAUUAAAUUUUCCUCACUGUCCACUUUGAAAACUGAUACCUUGUUUUAAGAAGCAUUGCAUGUUGAAGGAUCUAUAUUACAAGCAAUAUGAUGACAUUUCAUUGUUCAUUUCAAGAUGCAUGUAACUUUAUGAAUUCAUAUAGUUUUGAACAUUGUUCCUUUUGCAGUAAUAAACUGGAAAAUUGUG